GUAUCGACUGGUAUCUUCUUUGUGCAAGGAACCAGCUUGCAACAGAAUCAGCUGGCCAGGGUAUCCAGCCAAACCCGGCGAAUAAUCUGAAAUCUGGGUCAGUCUGUUGAAAGAAAAUGUGCUAGAUGAAAGAAAUAGUGUUGAGGAAGAUAACAUUUAGUCAAACAGGAAAGUGAGGGGAAGAGGAGAGACAGUAGAAAUAUGCCAAGAACAAGAAAUGGUAAAAAGGGUGUUGUUAAAAGGAAAGAAGUUGAGGAGGAACAUCUUAAAAUCUUCAAAAAGACAGUACCAUGUGGGAGAUACAAGACUACAAACUUAGGUAUUUUUGAAGACCUAGAGAAGACCGAGAAACGUCUACAGUACAUACAUGCUAGAAAUGAGAGACGUCUCUGCUCAGAUGAAGAUAAUCAACCCGAGAACUCAACAAACAAGAUAGCAGAAUUAAAACAAGAGAAACAACAAAUGAAAGAAGAAAUAGCAUUGUUGAAAUUAAAGAUUGAUGUUUUGUUAAAUACGUUGGCCCAGGCUACGGCUGUCACGAAUUACCAAAAUGAUGAGCUGAAAAGACUCAGAGCUCAAAUUGGAAACACAUAGAAAGACCACAGAAUAAAGACCUAUAGAUCUGAUUGUUUGGUUAUAGUUCAUGGAUGAACUGUUUGGAUGAUUCUGUUCAAAUAUAAUUGUAUUUUAUCUUAAAUUUUUUUAGAAAUUUAA
Molecule: messenger RNA, 714 nt
Organism: Mytilus trossulus (common blue mussel)
Lineage: Eukaryota; Metazoa; Mollusca; Bivalvia; Mytilida; Mytilidae
Exons: 5
Coding region: 202-594 (130 amino acids)
Source: RefSeq, a predicted model, not a curated record